AUGGUCCGAGUUGGCAAUGGCAUUCAUCUCUCUCCGGGGCGACAAGACGAAUAUUCCAGACAGCUCCAGGCGGAUCCCCACCGACAACUGAAGCGUAAGUCAGACGCCAGUGAGAUUUCUUCUUACCAGGAAACGGAUCCGAAGCGUCUACGGACAGGAACCCCUCAAUCCAUGGCACCUAAAACCAUCACCUUCAACGAAAUCUACCAAGAUGGAAAGGCCGAGUUCAAGCACACAAUCGUUAAGUUCGAGGACAUUUUCUACAUUCUGAAGUGCGACGAACACGGUGUUCACUUCAAGCAGAAUGCGCUUGCUGCUGCGGCGAAGCAUCUUCACGGAGCUUCCCACGGACACCAAAAGAAGGAACACAGACUGGCUAUCCGAACGAUCGGUUUCCAUGUCGUGGACUGCACUGAGGAGCUUGCAAAGCUGAACAACGACUUUGUGCAAAAAGCCUUCGAGAAUGGAUACAAGCCUCUUAACCAGCUGCAUGGCCCCAAAUCCGGCGGCAAGCGUCAAUCCAACCACGAUAUGCUCGGUGCUUCGCCGGAUCCUAGCCCGCGAGGUCAAGCUGUUCUUCGGCAGAACCCGAAGGAAGAGUUCACAGACUUUAUCACGGAUUUUGAGGCUGGAGAGCUCUACUGGGCUAUCUGGCCGGCAGAUAGGAAGAUGUAUCCGGUCAUGGUCCUCGGUUGGAAGGAUCUCGCGCGAUGUGGCUGGCACGAUAUGAAGUUCUGCGACUUGAAACUCUACACGGACAAGCAAAUGAGGCCAGCGUGCUACAUAUUCGAUGCGGAAGGUAUCGCUGGCUGGGCUGAGGGGUACAGAGAUGGAGAGCCGAACGUACUAGCUCGACAGGCACCGGUGAUGUGGUUUGAGAAUAACGGGGAAAACCGCCUUGGAUGGCUGAGCGCUAGGUACCUGAGACCUUUCCGACUGGACGACCCGAACAGGAACACGAAUCCCAACUCGAACGAGAGCCGGGCACGAAAGCUGUAUGCCUCUUUACGCGGCUUCAACUCGUGGGAGGAGAUGCGUGCGAGGCAACUGGCCUUGCAGUCGCAGAGUCCCGCGGAUCCCAGUACGUCUGCGAAGGUGCCGUCGCCAGAUUCAGAGUCGGACUCUGCCUCGCAAGACGUGGACAUGUAUGACUUUGGCGACAACCCCCCGAAGCUUGACGACUCUGGGGACGAGGACUAUGUGGAUAUUAAAAAAGGCCGUAACGACUCGGACGACGAAAUGGCAGAUGCGGAACCCACGACGCCCCAGCCCCUCAGACGGAGCACUCAAGAGGUGCGCCCGACGUCGCGACUGAGCGAGAGCAUGGGAUUACACCGAACUGGAGCAGCGGCCGGAACACGCUCUUCGGCGAAGAAGGAUCCUGUGGGGGCGGAAAAGGACACAGACACGGCCGAAGUGCAAAGUACACCGUCUAAGAGCCGAGUGAUCGCCGAGGACAAGGAAACGACAACGCCCAACAAUAUCUCCAGCAACUCCCGAGAUAUCCCGCAGGUUGCUCUCGGCACACCUGCGACCCCGAAGCCUGAUGGGGUCUCGAAGGGAGCGGAGAAUGACAAGUCGAUGGUCGAUGCCAUUUCCGCGAGACAACUGGCAGAGAUGGCACAGAGCAAGCUCUCCGAAAAGCGCAAUAUGCUCGAGGACCCGAAGGUGACAGCAGGCCGGGCCGCGGAAAGAGGUGGUGAAAGCUCCCACGACGACAGGCGUGAGAAGUCUCUUUCAGUUCCCGCUAAUAUAGCGAACAAUAAUGGAGAAAGGAGCGGCGCGUCGAAGUCGCCCAGCUUGGAGAAGGAAUUCCCCAAGGUCAGCCCGAAACUGCAGGUUGCCAACCUCCUCAACAGCACCGUCUCGGACAAGGCCAAGGGACAGCCGACUCCGUCGAACACCUCGACGCCGGCGGAACCACGACGACCUCUGCCCUCGGAAGCAGGAGGGGCAGCCACUGGGGCCAAGCAGUCGGCACCGAUGAGACAUGCAUUGCCACCCAAGCCCUCAGUUCAGGUGCAGCCAGUCCAGCAACCGGCCGACAAGUCCUCUCAGCCGGAGCCUAGGAAGGAGCUGAGCAUUGAAGUCCAGGCCAGCCCGCAACUAUCUGUCAACGGGCAGGGGAGAGAGGGUAGCAAGCAGCCUUCGCCGACGGAGGCAUCCAGAAGUGCCAGUGUUGAAAGCACGCAACGCCGAUCCGACCCGCGAAUGAGCAUCGGUGCUCUCGACGAUAAGCCAACGACUCCGCAGCCGACGGCGGUAAAUGGGAACAGCAUUGUUGUGAACGGAGGGACUGCGUCUGGCAACAGCACUCCGAGGCUUUUGACGAAGAACGUGGACGACCGAUGGCGGGCGGUACGGACAUCAGAGUCGCCUCACAUCACACCGGCAUCGAUCCGGUCUCCUCUUGUCGACCGUAGUGCGGCGGCAUCGCCCGUGUUGGGUGGUAAGAAGGAGCUGGGCGGUCUCUCGAUCGACGUGGCGUCUUUCUCGGAGGGCAACAGGAGGUGGAUUGGCGGAGGAGAGAAUAUGCUGCACUUCCACAUCGAGGACGAUACACGCGGGGUCGCGCGAGGCGAGGCGAAGGACGGCUUCGCGGCGACGGUGGAUGCGCGCACGGUCAAGGCCGCCCAACACACAAAGGAAGCAGUUCGGCUUGUGCUCAAGACCGAAGACGGCACGCCGUUGGAGCAGCGGUUCACGUUUGAGACCAAUUCGUUGACGGGAAGUUCUCGAUCAAGCGGCAUGCAGGCACUCAAGUUUUAUCAGUGGGUGACGAGGAAGAACGAGGAGAUUGAGCACCUGGGGUAG
Colletotrichum chrysophilum is the source of this 2814-nucleotide messenger RNA. RefSeq lists its product as uncharacterized. The transcript is spliced from 2 exons. Bases 1 to 2814 code for a protein of 937 amino acids. Lineage: Eukaryota; Fungi; Ascomycota; Sordariomycetes; Glomerellales; Glomerellaceae. The record is from RefSeq and is a predicted model, not a curated record.